Cololabis saira (Pacific saury) is the source of this 1580-nucleotide messenger RNA. Its product is annotated as vertebrate ancient opsin-like. Gene Ontology annotation, biological process: visual perception; G protein-coupled receptor signaling pathway. NCBI's taxonomy places the organism in Eukaryota, Metazoa, Chordata, Actinopteri, Beloniformes, Belonidae. The transcript is spliced from 4 exons. Bases 1 to 1236 code for a protein of 411 amino acids. Gene Ontology annotation, molecular function: G protein-coupled receptor activity. Gene Ontology annotation, cellular component: photoreceptor outer segment; membrane. The record is from RefSeq and is a predicted model, not a curated record.
AUGUUCGUGUCCAACGUGAGCCUUGGCGGCUGCGCGGGGUUCAACAGCGCUGUGUGCGCCGGAGCCGGGGAAGGGGAAGGGGAAGGGCACCCUGGGGUGGGGGGGGGUUCGCCCCGGACCACCCUCAGCCCCACCGGCCACCUCGUCGUGGCCGUGUGCCUGGGCUUCAUCGGCAGCUUGGGGCUGCUGAACAACCUGCUGGUGCUGGUGCUGUUCUGCCGCUACAAGAUCCUGCGCUCCCCCAUCAACCUGCUGCUCAUGAACAUCUCCGUGAGCGACCUGCUCGUGUGCGUGCUGGGGACUCCGUUCAGCUUCGCCGCCAGCACGCAGGGAAGGUGGCUCAUAGGAGAGCGGGGGUGCGUGUGGUACGGCUUCGCCAACUCCCUCUGCGGCAUCGUGUCCCUGAUCUCCCUGGCGGUCCUCUCCUACGAGCGCUACAGCACCAUGAUGACCCCGGCUGAGGCCGAUUCCUCCAACUACCGGAAGAUCUCCCUGGGAAUCGUCUUAUCCUGGGUGUAUUCCCUCGUGUGGACGCUGCCGCCGCUCUUUGGCUGGAGCCACUACGGUCCAGAGGGUCCCGGGACCACCUGCUCCGUCGACUGGACAGCCAAGACUACGAGCAGCGUGUCGUACAUCAUCUGCUUGUUCAUCUUCUGCUUUAUUGUGCCCUUCCUGGUGAUCGUCUUCUGCUACGGAAAACUGCUGUUCGCCAUCAGACAGGUGAGUGGGAUCAAUGCGUCGAUGAGCAGGAAACGGGAGCAACGCGUGCUAUUCAUGGUGGUGAUCAUGGUGAUCUGCUAUCUAUUGUGCUGGCUGCCAUACGGGAUCAUGGCCCUGUUGGCCACAUUCGGCCCAGCCGGGCUGGUCACACCUGAGGCAAGCAUCAUCCCUUCAGUCCUGGCCAAGACAAGCACAGUCAUCAACCCAGUCAUCUAUGUCUUCAUGAAUAAACAGUUUUACAGAUGCUUCCAAGCCCUGAUGUGCUGUGAAGUUCCACGACGAGGCUCCAGCGUAAAGAGCUCCUCCAAGGUCGCUACGAAGGCCGUGAGGGGGGUCGCAAUGACAGGCCCCCGUCGUUCCAACGACUUUCUAUUUAUGGUAGCCUCACUGGGCCCACCAGUUGCCACCAUGCCCCAGCUGAGGCCUUCGUGUGAACGCACUAUUGAUGUCACCAAAGCCCCAUCCUCAGACCACAAACACGUAGUCGUAUCACUGGUGGCCCACUUUGACGGCUGAUGACUGGCUAUUACCAUGAAAGUUCAAUGUCCCAAGCCAGCAGGUCAUUAAUAAUGAGAGGGUUGCUGUUGCUAAGGCUCACAGAACAGCCGUCUGCCUGCCUGCCUGUCUGGAUUCAACACAGCUCUUGCAUCAGCUCCCGUCUGUGUGGUACAGCUGGAUGGACUUGUAACAAAGGGAAACCUAGGAAUAUGUCUGGACAAUAUCAGCACAUAUCCGAAGCAGCACACCUGCAAAUGCCAGGAGCCUGUAUUUCUCUGCAGAACUCAAGGAGCUUGUUUUGGGGUUGUUUUUCUUUUUUAUUUCAUUUUAGAGAAAGCACUAUUGUAAUAAAAGAGGAAUUA